GUCAAGGAAGAUAACUCGCGUUGCUGUUGUCUCCUGCACUUUACGUUUAUGUUGGCCUGCUGUUUAGAUGUACGUAUAAUAGGAGAGUGCAUUAGGAUCACACACAAGAUUGAACAGACUGAGUUAAUGAGAUGAUGGACGACAACAAAGCAGAUAUAGGAAAAGAUCUGAGGUGUAUCUAGUGAAGAGGACAUAGGAAAAGAUCUGAGGAGUAGCGAGUGAAGAGGAUAUAGGAAAAGAUCUGAGGAGUAACGAGUGAAGAAGAUAUAGGAAAAGAUCUGAGGAGUAACGAGUGAAGAGGAUAUAGAAAAAUAUCUGAGGUAUAUCUAGUAAAGAGGAUAUAUAGGAAAAUAUCUGUGGAGUAUCUAGUGAAGAGGAUAUAGGAAAAGAUAGUAAAGAGGAUUUCGGGAGUACUUCAGCUAGUGAACAGGCAAUUUUUCCAAACAAUAGAAAUGCCAAUGUGAUCAUGAGAACAAGAAAAUCACCAGCCAUUUCUGGUACUACUAGACCAAUAAAAAAACAGCAAUGGAAUUCUUACGAGAUCACACAUUUGCGUCGAGCUGUUACUUUCAUACCCGAGGACCACCCAGAAUUCUGGGAUUUGGUACAGCAGAUGGUAAGGACCAAAACCAAGGAGGAAUGUUGGAAGCAGAACCAGGCAGACCUGGCAUCAGGGGAAAGCACUUACCCAAGGGAGGCAUUCAUAGAAGUUACUGGCCAAAAGGAAAUAAACAUAGAAGUUACUGACCAAAGAGAGACAAGCAUUGAAGAUACUGCGCCAAGGGAGAUAAAAAUAGAAGUUACUGACCCACAUGAGGCAAGCAUAGAAGUUACUGACCCAAAUGAGGCAAGCAUAGGAGUUACUGACCGAAGGAAGAGAAGCAUAGGAAUUACUGACCCAAUGGAGAUAAAAAUAGAAGUUACUGACCCAAGGGAGACAAGCAUAAACGUUACUGAUCCAAGGGAAGCAAACAAAGGAGAAGUUACUGACCAAAAGGAAAUAAACAUAGAAGUUACGGACCAAAGAGAGACAAGCAUAGGAGAAGUUACUGACCCAAGGGAGAUAAACAUAGAAGUUACUGACCCAAGGGAGCCAAGCAUAGGAGAAGUUACUGACCCAGGGGAGGCAAGCAUAGUAGAAGAUACUGAUGCAACGGAGGCAAGCAUAGGAGAAUUCUCUGAAAAUCAAGAUGCCUCACAUUUGGCUACACUGGAUACAAGAUUUAAAUCAUCUGCCAAAAUAUCAUACGAGCAAUUAGAAGAAAAGAGUAUCUUUGAGGACAAAACAUCAAAAUGUGAUGUUGGCGAAAAAGAAAGGUACAAUGCAGAAAAGCAGAAACGUAGUAGCCGCAAUAAAAGAGAUGGAGAAAAUUAUUACCAGUGCGAUGUUUGUGGUAAAAGUUUCAACAUUAAGUCAUUGUUCUUGAGGCAUUCCCUGCUGCAUAAAAAAGCAAAACCAUUCAAAUGUGAUGUUUGUGGUAAAGGGUUCAGUGAUAUGGCAUCUGUGAAGAGACACCUUCUUGACCAUAAAGGAGAAAGACCAUACAAAUGUGACAUUUGUGGUAAGAGUUUCAGUGACAAGUCUUAUGUGAGGAGACACCCUUGUGUUCCUACAGGAGAAAAACCGUACAAAUGUGAUGUUUGUGGUAAAGGGUUCAACGGCAAGUGUAACUUGAAGACACAUGUUCGUAUUCAUACAGGAGAAAGACCAUACAAAUGUGACAUUUGUGGUAAGAGGUUCAGCUAUAAGUCUUCAGUAAAGAGACACCUCUCUGUUCAUACAGGAGAAAAACCGUACAAAUGUGAUGUUUGUGGUAAGGGGUUCAACUUCAAGUGUAAUUUGAAGACACACGUUCAUAUCCAUACAGGAGAAAAACCGUACAAAUGUGAUGUUUGUGGUAUGGGGUUCAACUUCAAGUGUAAUUUGAAGACAAACGUUCUUGGUCAUAAAGAAAAAAAAUUGUACAAAUGUGAUGUUUGUUACAAGGAGUUCAGUAACCAGUCUGUUUUUAAGCGACACAUUCGUGUUCAUACCGGAGAAAGACCGUACAAAUGUGAUGUUUGUGGUAAGGGGUUCAGUGAAAGGUCUAGUGUAAAGAGACACCUUUCUGUUCAUACAGGAGAAAAAGCAUACAAAUGUGAUGUUUGUGGAAAGAGGUUCAGUGACAAGUCUUCUGUGAGAAGACACCUUCCUGUCCAUACAGGAGAAAAACAGCACAAAUGUGAUGUUUGUGAUAAGGGGUUCAUUGAGAAGUCUCAAGCAAAGAGACACCUUCGUGUCCAUACAGAAGAAAAACCGUAAAAAUGUGAUGUUUGUGGUAAGAGGUUCAGUAACAUGUCUCAUUUGAAGAGACACCUUCGUGUCCAUACAGGAGAAAAACCGUACAAAUGUGAUGUUUGUGGUAAAGGGUUCAAUAGAAUGUACAAU
Molecule: messenger RNA, 2428 nt
Organism: Pecten maximus
Lineage: Eukaryota; Metazoa; Mollusca; Bivalvia; Pectinida; Pectinidae
Product: zinc finger protein 708-like
Exons: 4
Coding region: 467-2302 (611 amino acids)
Biological process (GO): regulation of transcription by RNA polymerase II
Molecular function (GO): DNA-binding transcription factor activity; RNA polymerase II cis-regulatory region sequence-specific DNA binding
Source: RefSeq, a predicted model, not a curated record